This is a messenger RNA of Ficedula albicollis (Collared flycatcher), 1635 nucleotides long. RefSeq names its product secretory carrier membrane protein 5 (gene SCAMP5). Gene Ontology annotation, cellular component: trans-Golgi network membrane; recycling endosome membrane. The record is from RefSeq and is a predicted model, not a curated record. The coding region runs from base 863 to 1570 and encodes 235 amino acids. Lineage: Eukaryota; Metazoa; Chordata; Aves; Passeriformes; Muscicapidae. Gene Ontology annotation, biological process: protein transport. The transcript has 6 exons.
CUGCCGGCUCUGCCCGGAUGGCUGGGAAAGGGUAAAACCUGCAGGCAGGUGGGGAUACGCCAUCUUCACGCUUAUAUAUAAAACCUCAGGUCUUAAUUUUUUGCUUCAAUUGGCCGUAAUUUUCAUUUCUGGCACACAGCUGAGCAUGGAAUGGUCUGGGAUGGUCCUGGGAUGCCAGGCUCCCUCCUUUCCCACCUGCGUGCUCUGGAAUGAGGUGCCAAAUGACAUGAGUAAUUGUUAAGCCAGGCACUCAAGUGACUCAUUAGUGACAAUCGCCACUGAUUUAUCUUUUUUUUUCCAGCUGGUUUCUCUGCUCUGAUUUCCCUGCUCCCUUUUUGGCCUUGUUUUUGGCUUGGGUUUGCAGAGAUGGCAGCUACGAGGCAGCCAGGUAGUCCCCUGUGCUGGAAUUCAGCACUAAGAACAAUAAUACAUUUCUUGAAAUAAUUAUUUUGAGGUCAAGUCACGAACUUGAGGGUUUCAAACUGCCCACAGCCACCUCCCUUCCCUGCUGCCCUACCUGGCCCUCUUCUGGAUGUAGGUCAGUUGGGAGUGGGAGGCCCCACAUCGCUGGAUCCUCUCGUAAUCUUCUGCCUUAACUGGUGCAUAAGCCUGAGCCAGAGGAGCCAGGAUUUAUCUCACUGCCAGCCAGGUGCCAGCCUGGAUGUGUGAUAGUGCAGAGUGUCACAGAAGUGAAGCGAACUGCUGUCCUUGAGUUGUUUUGGAAUGGGGGGGAAGGUGAAGGCUUUUUGUCCCUGAUCACUUCAAUCAGCCUUUUCUCUCCUUCUCCUCCAGCUUUGCUAAAUCUCCCUCGUUUUUCCCAAGUACUUUUCCUGAGGAGCAGAGAGGCUGAGUGUGUGCCAGCAUGGCAGAAAAGGUGAACAACUUUCCUCCCCUGCCCAAAUUCAUCCCCCUGAAGCCAUGUUUCUACCAGGACUUCGAUGCGGAGAUCCCGCCGCAGCACCGGACCAUGGCCAAGCGGCUCUACUACCUCUGGAUGCUGAACAGCAUCACCUUGGCGGUGAAUCUCGUGGGCUGCCUCGCGUGGCUCAUUGGAGGCGGCGGAGCUGUAAAUUUUGGACUGGCAAUUCUCUGGCUCAUUCUCUUUACGCCCUGCUCCUAUGUCUGCUGGUUUAGACCUAUUUACAAAGCUUUCAAGACAGACAGUUCCUUCAGCUUCAUGGCCUUCUUCUUCACCUUCAUGGCCCAGCUGGUGAUCAGCAUUAUCCAGGCAGUGGGGAUUCCUGGAUGGGGAGUCUGUGGCUGGAUUGCAGCAAUUUCCUUCUUCGGGACCAACGUGGGCUCGGCUGUGGUGAUGCUGAUCCCCACCGUGCUCUUCACAGCCAUGGCAGUGUUCUCCUUCAUCGCCCUCACCAUGGUGCACAAGUUCUACCGGGGCAGCGGCGGGAGCUUCAGCAAAGCGCAGGAGGAGUGGACCACGGGGGCCUGGAAGAACCCCCACGUGCAGCAGGCGGCGCAGAACGCGGCCAUGGGGGCGGCGCAGGGCGCCAUGAUGCAGCACGAGACGCAGUACUCGGCCACCCCCAACUACACCUACUCCAACGAGAUGUGAGCAGCAGCGGGACUCUGUCCUCGGGAGGAAGAGCUGGGGGGGGGGGAAAAAAAAAGGGAGGGGGG